Mauremys mutica (yellowpond turtle) is the source of this 3982-nucleotide messenger RNA. RefSeq names its product zinc finger protein 585A-like. The record is from RefSeq and is a predicted model, not a curated record. Gene Ontology annotation, biological process: regulation of transcription by RNA polymerase II. Gene Ontology annotation, molecular function: RNA polymerase II cis-regulatory region sequence-specific DNA binding; DNA-binding transcription factor activity. The transcript has 5 exons. The coding region runs from base 1 to 2475 and encodes 824 amino acids. NCBI's taxonomy places the organism in Eukaryota, Metazoa, Chordata, Testudines, Geoemydidae.
AUGGCUGUGAUGGAGACAACUCAGGCUGAGGAAUCACGUCCAUGUUUCGCUCCAGAUCGUCCCGUCUUCCAGAGGACAGAGAAGGGAAAUGGCUGUGAUGGAGACAGUUCAGUGGGAUUGCGGCUGGGGCAGCAGAUGCUGAGUGGGGGAAUCUUGUUGUUUCAGAUGCCGGUGACCUUCGAGGAGGUGGCUGUGUAUUUCACCCAGGGGCAGGGGGCUCUGCUGGACCCCGCUCAGAGAGCCCUCUACAGGGACGUCAUGCAGGAGAACUACGAGACGGUGACCUCACUGGGAUUCCCCUUUCCCAAACCUGACCUAAUCACCCAGCUGGAACGAGGGGAAGAGCCGUGGGUGCCCGAUCUCCAGGCCUGCGAGGAAAGAGAGAUCUCAAGAGGUGCCCACACAGGUAACGAGACAGUGAGUGAGAAAAAGGAGGGGAAUCAACAACAGGAAGUUCCUGGGCACGGAGAACCACAGGAGACCUUUGUGGGAAGAGCUGCAGGGAAUUUUUCCCAGUGGUUGGAACAGGGAGAAGCCUGGGGAAAUUGGCAGAGGUCAGAGAGGCUGCUGAGAAACUACUCAAGGGAGCAAAUGGAUGAAUUUAUUAUCUGUGGGGAAGGAUACAGGGAUCCCACAGCCCAGCAGACAAUCCCUAGGGAAGACAAACACCAUGAAUGCCUUGGUUAUGGAAAAGGAUUCGUUCUGGGACCACAGUUUGUUUCACCUCAGACAAUUCAUACUGGAGAGAAAUCACUUCAGUGCUUGGACCAUGGAAGAAGCCACACGGGACAGAAACCCUAUCAAUGCCUUAAGGGCAGGAACUCUUUGAAUUGGAAGUCAGCACUGACUACACAUCAGAUAAGCCACAUAGGAGAGAAACCCCAUAAGUGCUUGGCCUGUGGGAAAAGUUUCAUACAUAGGUCAGCCCUUGUUAAUCAUCAGGCAAUCCACACUGGAGAGAGACCUCAUAUGUGCUUAGACUGCGGAAAAAGUUUCAUAUGGAAGUCAGGCCUAGUUAAACAUCAGGCAAUCCACACUGGAGAGAGACCCCAUAAGUGCUUGAACUGUGGGAAAAGUUUCAUACGUAGGUCAGUCCUUGUUAAUCAUCAAGCAGUCCACACAGGAGAGGGAUCCCAUAAGUGCUUAGACUGCGGAAAAAUUUUUAUAUGGAAGUCAGCCCUAGUUAAACAUCAGGCAAUCCACACUGGAGAGAGACCCCAUAAGUGCUUGAACUGUGGGAAAAGUUUCAUACGUAGGUCAGCCCUUGUUAAUCAUCAGGCAGUCCACAUGGGAGAGAGACCCCAUAAGUGUUUAGACUGUGGAAAAAGUUUCAUAUGGAAGUCAGGCCUUGCUAAUCAUCAGGCAGUCCACACUGGAGAGAGACCCCACAAGUGCUUGGACUGUGGGACAAGUUUCAUACAGAAGUCAGACCUUUUAAAACAUCAGGCAAUCCACACAGGAGAGAGUCCCCAUAUGUGCUUAGACUGUGGGGAAAGUUUCAUACAGAAGUCAGACCUUUUAAAACAUCAGGCAAUCCACACAGGAGAGAGACCCCAUAUGUGCUUAGACUGCGGAAAAAGUUUCAUAAAGAGGUCAUACCUUUUAAAACAUCAGGUAAUCCACACAGGAGAGAGACCCCAUAAGUGCUUAGACUGUGGAAAAAAUUUUGUAUGGGAGUCAGCCCUUGUUAAUCAUCAGGCAAUCCACACAGGAGAGAGACCCCAUAUGUGCUUAGACUGUGGGAAAAGUUUCAUACAGAGGUCAGCCCUUGUAAGACAUCAGGCAGUCCACACAGGAGAGAGAUCCCAUAAGUGCUUAGACUGUGGGAAAAGUUUCAUACACAAGUCAAAUCUUAAAACACAUCAGAAGAUCCACACAGGUGAGAGAUCCCAUAAGUGCUUAGACUGUGGAAAAAAAUUUAUAUGGAAGUCAGCCCUUGUUAAACAUCAAGCAGUCCACACAGGAGAGAGAUCCCAUAAGUGCUUAGACUGUGGGAAAAGUUUCAUACACAGGUCAAAUCUUAUAACACAUCAGAAGAUCCACAGAGGUGAGAGCUCCCAUAAAUGCUUAGAGUGUGGAAAAAAUUUUGUAUGGAAGUCAGCCCUUGUUAAACAUCAAGCAGUCCACACAGGAGAGAGAUCCCAUAAGUGCUUAGACUGUGGGAAAAGUUUCAAACGCAGGUCAAAUCUUAUAGCACAUCAGAAGAUCCACACAGGAGAGAGACCCCACAAGUGCUUGGACUGUGGGACAAGUUUCAUACAGAGGUCAGACCUUGUUAAACAUCAGGUAAUCCACACAGGAGAGAGACCCCACAAGUGUUUAGACUGUGGGAAGAGUUUCAUAAGGAGAUCAACCCUUCUUAAUCAUCAGGCAAUCCACACAGGAGAGAGACCCCAUAAGUGCUUAGACUGUGGGAAGAGUUUCAUAAGGAGAUCAACCCUUGUUAGACAUAAAGUAGUCCACACAGGAGAGUGACCUCAUCAGUGCUCAGACUGUGGGAAAAGAUUCAUGCAGAGUUCAACCCUUGUUAAACAUCAGGCAAUCCAUACAAGGGGAAGACCAUAAGUGCUUGGACCUUGGGAAAGUUUCAGAAUCAGAUCGGCCGUUUUAAACAUCAGGCAAAACACACGUAGUGUUUAGACUAUGGAAAAACAUUUCAAAUAGAUGUCAGCCCUUCUUUUACAUCAGAGAAUCCACCCAGGGAGACACCCUGUAACUGCUUAGCCUUUGGAAAGAGUUUUAUACACAAUCAAACAUUGUUAAACAUCCAGCAAUCCACAUUGGGGAGAGACCCCAUAAGUGCUUUGACUGUGAGAAACAUUUCAGAAACUGAUCAGUCCUUGUUUUACAUCAAAGAAUCCACACAAGAGCAAGACUCCAUAAGUACUGGACUGUGACAAAAGUUUCAGACAGUGAUCAGACGUCAUUAAACGUUGGAGAAUUCACACACAAACUAAACUUCUGAGAUACCUGCCAGAAAGAGUUAAGAACCUUGCAGGCUAUUUGGCCUAGAUUCAACAUUUAAAGACAUGUCAGAAAAGUUUGUAAAUGAUGAUUGGGGCCAUUCCAAGUUAUAUAGACUAGAACUUUGAAUGUGAACUUGUAUUGUUAAAAUCUUGGAAGAAGAUAGUAGUGUGGUUGAUUAAUUACAAUUAACUCAAAAAAUAAUGGUGUGUAUUUAAACUCAGAAAUAAAGCAAUUAAAAACUUUAGAGCCUAGAAGUCCACUCAGUGCUACUUCUUUUUCUGCUAAUCGCUAAGACAAGUAAGUUUGUUUACAUUUACGGGAGAUAAUGCUGCCUGUUUCUAAUUUAUGAUGUCACCUGAAAGUCUGGCACGUUUAGCUGGCAGUGCAGAUAUUUAUGUGGAAGAUAUACUAAACAUGCCUAUGUACCUUCAUGCUUCGGCAUUCCAGUGGACAUGCUUCCAUGCUGACAAUGCUCUUUAAAAAAAAAAAAAUUCAUUAGAUACAUUUGUGAUUGAACUUCUUGGAGGACAAUUGUAUGUCCCCUGUUCUGUUUUACACACAUUCUGCCAAAUAUUUCCUAUUAUAAAAGUCACGGAUAAUGACCUAGCACCUAUUAAUUUUAAGGACACUUUCACUGCUGAUUUGAGAAAAUGCAAAGAAAGUAAUAAUCUGAGAUUUCUAAAGAUAGCUACAGCUUUCGGCCAAAGGGUUAAGAAUCUGAAGUAACUUCCAAAAUCUGAGAGGGACGAGGUGUGGAGCAUGCUUUCAGAAGUCUUAAAAGAGCAACACUGCGAUGCGGAUGCUACAGAACUCGAACCACAAAAAAAGAAAAUCAACCUUCUGCUGGUGGCAUCUGACUCAGUUGAUGGAAAUGAACAUGCGUCAGUCCACUCUGCUUUGGAUCAUUAUCUGUUAGAACCCGUCAUUAGCAUGGAGGCAUGUCCUCUGGAAUGGUGGUUCCAGCAGGAAGGGACACAUGACUCUUAUGGCAUCUGGCACAUAAAUAUCUUGCGAC